This is a messenger RNA of Mesitornis unicolor (brown roatelo), 581 nucleotides long. RefSeq names its product ephrin type-A receptor 6-like. The transcript has 4 exons. NCBI's taxonomy places the organism in Eukaryota, Metazoa, Chordata, Aves, Mesitornithiformes, Mesitornithidae. The record is from RefSeq and is a predicted model, not a curated record. Gene Ontology annotation, cellular component: neuron projection. Gene Ontology annotation, biological process: protein phosphorylation; axon guidance. Gene Ontology annotation, molecular function: ATP binding; transmembrane-ephrin receptor activity. The annotation marks the transcript as partial.
GUGAGUUUGGAGAAGUAUGCAGCGGGCGUCUGAAGACACCAGGAAAAAGAGAGAUACCUGUGGCAAUUAAAACUCUAAAAGGCGGCUAUGUGGACAGGCAGAGAAGAGAUUUCCUGAGAGAGGCUAGUAUCAUGGGACAAUUUGAUCACCCAAAUAUCAUUCGUCUUGAAGGAGUUGUUACAAAAAGAUCCUUUCCGACCAUUGGGGUGAAGUCUCUUUCGAGAUUCCUGAGGGCGGGAUUUUUAAAUAGCAUCCUGGCCUCACAUCCAGUGUCAGGGGGUGGAUCUUUACCCCCCAGCAUUUCCUCUGGCAGACCAGUAAUGAUUGUAGUUGAAUACAUGGAGAAUGGAUCCCUUGACUCCUUCCUGCGGAAGCAUGAUGGCCACUUCACAGUCAUCCAGCUGGUUGGCAUGCUGCGGGGGAUUGCAUCUGGCAUGAAAUACCUCUCAGACAUGGGCUAUGUACACCGUGAUCUGGCAGCCCGGAAUAUCUUGGUCAACAGUAACCUCAUGUGUAAAGUCUCCGAUUUUGGUUUGUCACGAGUGUUAGAGGACGAUCCUGAAGCUGCUUACACAACAAGC